UAGACGCAGAGAGAUGAAGAAAAAAAGCCACAGAGAACACAAAAUGGAAAAUAUACAUAUAUAACUCAGAAUUAUUGUUUAACAAAAGGAUGAAUAGUUUUUAAAAAUUACGCCUGAUAGAUAGAUAGGUAGAUAUAAGUGAAUUAUUAUCAAUCUUGUGACAACCAUAACAACAAGCAGUCUCGGUGGAAGGAAUAACAGCAACAGAGAACUUAUUGAAGCUGUGUAGCAGCCGCCAUUAUCUUUCGUGGAUUGUUUAAAACAAAACAAAAAAAACUACUUUUCGGAUAUUUAUUUUACAGUAUUCCGAUUAACUCUCUGAAGUAAAAGCACAUUCUUCUCCAUUAUUGAAGCAUAAAACGAUUAUACAAGUGUGUGUUUUUUUAAAAAAAAAAUUGAUUCAAUUACUCCUAUGAAUACAUUAUUUCCAUAUCCUUUAAGAAUUCCAUCUUUUACGGACUUCUAUGAUCAUAUUAUGUCGUCUCAACAAAAUGCCAGCAUGUCUUCACCGUGUUCUUCAUCUCCUUCGAUAUUAUUAUCAACUUCAGGGGCAUUGUUGAAUACUGCUAAUACAAGUAAUACUACUACUACCGUCAGCCCUUUUAUCCCUACACCAACGCCAACAUCUACAACAAACCUACCUAGUCCAUAUAAUCUUGCUGUGGAAAUAUUCAACUCUUUAGCUUUACAUCAACACCAACAACACCAACAUCAACACCCCCAACAACUGUCUAUUGAUGAAAAGACUUUGAGUAAACUUCAUACUCAAUCAUCAUCAUCAUCAUUAACCCCAUCACCAACGACAUUACAGAAUUUAUCUCUUCAACUGUUAAAUAUGACUAAUUCUACGUUGAAUACAAUUCAGAGUAGUGGUGGUAGUAGUAGUAGUAGUAAUAAUGAUCUUUCGAGUUAUCCUAUGCAUCAUUUACGGUCUAAUGCUCAUUGGAAUAAUAAACAUACUACUGCUAAUAAUAACAAUAUUAAUAAUAAUAAUAAUAUAGUGACCUUCCUUUAUUAUCCUCGUCGUCUCCAUCUUCUUCGACAAUAUCGACAGAGACAUCCUCGACGUCAUUAGCAUCAACAACGACUACAUGCCAACAUUCUAGAGUUGCAUGCAAUCGAAUUGAGGAUUUAUCAACUUUACAACAAGAUAAUAAUAAUAAUACCAUUUUAAAUACUUAUGAAAGUUUAGCCUCAUGGUCGUCUGCCCUGUCCACUGCUUCACCAAGUGCUGUUGCUGCCUUUCAACAUGCUUUAGGCCAAUUGGCUUUACUCGGCUUAUCAUCUCCUUCACCGACGAAUAAUGAUCGUAUGGAAUUGAAUACUACGCCAUGUUCUAGUGAAUCAAUGCAUAAUUCAUCCAGGGAACAAACCAAUUAUAAAUUAUUGAGAAACAGUAAUAAUCAUAAUAAUAAUCUUAAUAAACAUUUUAAAGGUCAAGACUGUGAUUUCCCAACAUCUAUGCAUAAUUCAUCAGUUGUAAAUCAAGCAACAAUGUAUAAAAAAUCUGAAGAAGGCAGUAAAAUAAUUAUUCGUCAAACUGCAGACGCAGAUGAACAUUUCUUCAAAGCAUUAAGAGGAUUAAAAGUAGACGUUUCAACGGAUUUUAAUUCAUCUGACUUACAAAAGCAACCAACAUUUGCUGAAGUCUACAAUAAACCGUCAACACUUUCAACGCCAACCAAGUCAUCAUUUCAUUUAUGUGAUUCUAGUCAAGAAACAUUUAAACAAGAAGAUGGACAAAUAGAUGAUGAGGAGAAGAAGGAGAAAGAGAAGACAAAGGCAAAGAAAAAGAAACACCAACAUCAACACCAUGAACAACAACAACAACAACAACCACAAAACCAACACCAACAACGUUCAGCUGCAGAAAUGGCUGUAGAUGAACACUUUGAAAAGUCUUUAGCAGCAUUUCGUGCCUCAACAUCUUUAAAAAAAUCAACUAACCAUCAACUACUACACAAUGAUCCUAUGAAAUCCAAAUUAGAUUUAUCUCAUUCCAUAAAUAAUACUUCAAUAAAUGUAUCAUUGAAUUCUGAUAUCUAUUCACAGAAUGACAAGUCACUGAUAGUGAAUGCUCCUCCUAAAGUCCAACACAAAUCAUUACAAACAGUUCCAAGAGGUGAAAGACAUGCUGUGAAUUCUUUGCUGCAUUAUAAUACAACUAAGCCAAAUUCAAAUCCUAAUUUAACAACAUCAUUCGAUAAUACACAAUUUUAUCCGCUAACCAGCUCAUCAGCAUCAUCAAGACAAUCAACAAAUUUUAUUGAAAUUAAUGAUGAAAAUGGUGUAGUCGGUGUAUCCUCGUUAUCAUCGUCAUCGUCAUCAUCCUCGUCAUCCUCGUCCUCGUCGUCAUCAGCAUCAGCAUCACAAGUUCAUAGUCCUCCUGUGACUACAAAUCGUUUUAAAUUAAAAUUUGCAUCAUCAUCAACUUCGCUGCCACCAUUAUUUCCAAUUAAUUCAUUUAAACCUAAAAAAAAUUGGCUUGCUCAAUACGACUGGAGAUAUCAACAGUCAGAGACAACAAAUCAAAGUCCAACAACACCAAAUACAAAUCAAUCAAUAUUUGAUUCAUUUGGCUCAUCGCCAUCGUCAUCUUCAGUGAAUAUAACAACUGGUGAAAGUGUAGAAGAUGUACAACAGAUAUCAAAUUUAUCAAUGCCUAAAUUACAUAUUAUCUCUGAGUUAUGUAAUACAAUGACAUCAAAUAAUACUAGUAAUAAUAAUAAUAAUAACAAUAAUAAUAAUGACGCUGAGGAUGACGUUGGCGAUGAUGAUGACGAGGAGAAUAACAACGAUGGGUUGUCUACAGAAGAAGCUCCAGAUAUUAGAAAUGAUCAAGAUUAUACGUUUGAUUAUACCGCCAAUGAACACUGUAACGCAAACGAUGAUAAUAAUAAUAGCACAGAUAAACAAUACGUAUUGAACACUUUAACAAAAUCUUCAUUUGUUAAAAAUUCUUUAAAUGAACAAGAAGAUGACUAUAAACAUGAAUCAAAAGAAGAAUUAAUCAUUUAUGAAGAUAAUUCUAAAAGUGAAUCUUCAAAAGAAACAAAUAAGAAUACACAAGAUACAUCCAGUGGCAUGAAUAACAAGUCGAAAAGGUCUAAGCAUAAUUUCAAUUGGAGUUUAUCUACUUCAAUCUCAUCAUCCCCUACAUUUCAUGAUAAUGAUCAAUCCUCUGAAGAUCAUCAUCACCAUCACCAUUCAACAGGGGAUUUCUUCAAUCAUGGUUCUACUUAUAGUUUAGACUCUUCAACAAUAAUCAAUUCAGGAUCAGCACAACAAAACAAUGAUACAAAGAUAGUAAACAUUACUGAGAAUAAUAACACCAGUACUAUUCAUCAAGCCGAUAGAAUGAAAGAUGAAGGUAGCAAUGCAUGUUCAAGUGUACAACAAUUUCAAUCUUAUCAAAAUUAUGACCAUCACACUAGCCAUCGUCAACAGCAACAACAACAACACCAACAACAGAAAUUUAUCAAUGAAGUCAAUGAUAAAUUUGAUAGUGAUGAAAUAUUACAUAAUUCAUGGAGUCUACGUAAACGUGUCUCCUCUGAAGUUAGUCCAUGGUCUACAUUAAAACGAUCUAGAUCUGUACUGACCUCUCCAAGUUUAAAUAGUGAUCAAUGUUCCGUAAAUAUUGCCUCGUCAAAUGAAUUUUCUUUUGAUGAAGUCAUCAAUGAAGAAUAUGAAAUGCAUAAUAGUAAUGCUAAUAGUAAUAUGAACGAAAGAGGUUUCGUCCACAGCAAAUCAAUGGAUAGUACUUUAAAUCCAUUCGAUGAUAGUACUACUACUACUACUAAUAAUAAUAAUUUACGAUUAUCUAAAUAUAAUCUAUCAAAUGAUAAUGAAAACUUAAACGAACAGAAGAAAACUCACAGUGAACCAAAUGUACCUAAAAGUGGAGAUAAUAAUAUGAAUGAUGAAAAAUCACUGAUCACUAGUACAUCAUCAUCACCAACAUCAUCAUCAUCCUAUCCAUCAUUCCGUCAAGUUGAAAGAAAAUCCCAGCACCAUCCUCAACCUCAUCGUCAUCAUCAUCAUCAUCGUCAUAACACUUGAUUCUGUCAAUUUGAAACAACUGCCUUUUAAAUUUGUAUAAUAAUUAAAACAAAAAUUAAAGUGAAAAAAACAAAAAUAAUGUAUAUUUAAGAUCUCGAUGAUGAUAAAGCACUGUGAGCUAGAGCAUCAAAAUUAUCCGGUGGAGUGAAGCGUACUUUGAAGUUAUUUUUUAAUAUAUAAAUAUUUUUCUCCCUUUAUUGAACCUUCUUUCUUGUUGUUGUUAUUGUUUUUUAGUUUGUUUAAAGCAUCCUGAGAAUGAUGUUAAGUUGAUAUUAGUAAUCUCUUCUUCUUCUUCAUUAUCGUCAUUUUCUUCUUCUUUUGAGCCUGUUAAUGAAUGAAUCAUUAUGCACUUUCUCUUAAUCAGUCAUCAUAUACUACUUAUUUAAAACUAAGUAACUAUGUAACUAUUUAGAAUAAUAUUUCGACUAUAAAGUAUUUUAAAAGGAUUAUUAUUAUUAUUAUGCUUGAAACACGUCUUUCCUUUGUAUUGUUGAAUAUUUUCUGAAAAUGAAUUUUAUCACUAUUACUGUUAUUCUUCUUCCUAAUAUUUGUCAAUAUACAUAUAUACUACUUAUAUCACUUAUUAACAAUAUUGUGUAUUUAGUUAAAAAAAUCAGUAUAUUCGUAUCAACUUGCGUAUUAUUAUUAAUACUUGAAUUAUAUAAUGUUAUCGAAUUUAUAAAAUGUCUCACUUAAAUCAGUCUGUUUAUGAAAUAGGAAUGAAUUACUUUGAUGUAAAAAUGUCUAAUUAACCUAUUAUGCAACAUUAUGUAACAUUUAUGCCAAAACAUUAAUAUUUUCCUUUCUUUCUUCUUGUCAAAGUAAAUUUUUGAGAAACACUAUAACAAUGUUAAUUUUAACACACAUUAUGUAUAUGUACGUGUGUGUGUGAUUGUGUGAGUGUUUCGUCUGCUGUUUUAACUCUUCAGUGUCUUAAAUUGUGUUUUCGUUAAACUGAUAAUUUGUACAUUACAGAUGUGAAGAGUUAAAAUACCAAAAAAAAAAUAUGUAUCGAUC
Molecule: messenger RNA, 5079 nt
Organism: Trichobilharzia regenti
Lineage: Eukaryota; Metazoa; Platyhelminthes; Trematoda; Strigeidida; Schistosomatidae
Source: the annotation of a GenBank genome assembly